This is a messenger RNA of Prorocentrum cordatum, 1120 nucleotides long. The record is from the annotation of a GenBank genome assembly. NCBI's taxonomy places the organism in Eukaryota, Dinophyceae, Prorocentrales, Prorocentraceae.
ACACUUCUCCGCCAUGCCCGCCGACGCCUCGAAGGUGAAGGAGGCGGCAGCGAAGAGGGCGAAGAAACCCAAGAACACCACGCUGCAGUAUUACAUCUGGAUCGGGGGUGCCGUGGCCGCCCUCGUCGCGGCGAUACUGCUGCUGAUCUUGAAUCCCGACAAGGGUCCGUUCGGUGUCCCCGUGAAUGACGACGGUCUGAUCACGCACGUGAAUCGGAAUGCCAAGACGUGGAAAGCAGACAAGAGUUCGAUGUUCACGGGAUGGUCACUUGGAGAUGCUAAGAACCUGGAGGGCAUCUCCGUGAGCGGGCAGUCCCAGCCGUGCGUGGUGCCUGACACGCAGGUGCCGGCCAGCUUCGAUGCGCGGGAGAAGUGGCCGCAGUGCUUCAACCAGCCCGUCUACAGCAUGGGGAACUGCACCGCGAGCUGGGCGAUCGCCGCCGCCUCGGCGCUCAGCAACCGCUUCUGCAUCUCGAGCCCGUCGGAGUACGCCGACCUGAUGCUGUCACCGCAGCAACUCCUGUCGUGCGACUCGGCCAACCGCGCGUGCUCUGGCGGCGACGUCGACGCGGUGUGGGGCUACAUCGAGCGCGAAGGUCUCGUCAACGAGAGCUGCUUCCCGUACCAGGGCGACGGCACCGUCAGCUGCCAGUCGAAGUGCUCCGACGGGGCGUCCCUGAGGGCCGCCUCCCACUGCCACCUCAACAACGAGGCGGCCAUCCGCAAGGAGGUCUUCCUGAACGGCCCGGUUUCGGCGCCGAUCUUCUUGAUGGACGAUUUCCUGGUGUACAGCGGCGGGCUCUAUCAGGAGAUGCCCACCGCCACGCAGUUGAGCGCCGCGAAUCGGCAGCGGCUCAUCCACAUGGUGAAGAUCGUUGGGUGGGGCUCCAUGGAGGGCAAGGGUUACUGGCUCAUCGAGAACUCGUGGGGCCCGGACUGGGGCGAGGGCGGCUACGCCAAAAUCCUCUCGGGAGGCGACCCCCAGGCCCGCGAGGGUAUCAUAGUCGAGACCUACGUGUUGGCUGGCACGCCAGCCAGUGGGAAGCUCGGCGACGACGCCGACGACGACAUUGACCUGGAGGACAUCGACCUCGACCUCGACGACGAGUCCGACGAGUAG